Podarcis raffonei (Aeolian wall lizard) is the source of this 1641-nucleotide messenger RNA. RefSeq names its product collagen alpha-2(XI) chain-like. The record is from RefSeq and is a predicted model, not a curated record. NCBI's taxonomy places the organism in Eukaryota, Metazoa, Chordata, Lepidosauria, Squamata, Lacertidae. The transcript has 8 exons. The coding region runs from base 208 to 1641 and encodes 477 amino acids.
CCGCGCGCGUAUCUUAGCGGCUGUGGCUGCGCGGGGCGGCGCUAUGCCCCGGGAGGGGAGCGGGGAAGUUUCCUUCAAGCCUUUCUGAGCCGGGUCCACGGGCUCGUCCGACACUCAGCCUCUCGCAAGCGUUUUCCGCCGCCCGGUGGGAAACGGUGCUCCUCGGGCUCUCCGGCAGCGCCCUUUGUUCGAGAGAAGCCGUCGGUGAUGUUGCUCCUUCCGCUGCUUCUGUUCUGGCCCCGGAGUUUGGGAACUGCGACUGCCGGGCAAAGCCACCUAGAGCGGAAUGGAGGAGACUCCGCAGCCAGCGGCGGCUCGGGACUGCCUACAGUUGAAGUGAAUUUGCUGGACAUACUGGCCUCCCACAACACAGACUUUGGCAAUUUUUCACAUGGCUAUGAUGAUGCUAACUGCAGCAUCUUGGAGGUUGGACAGUAUGCAACGCUGAGCAUCCCUUCUGUAGAAGCCUUUGGGGAGAACUUUGCAGAUGAGCUGAGUCUGUUGCUGAUGCUCAGGUACUCUUUGAAGGAGAACACCAGUCUCUUGACUAUCAUCGGUCUUCGCAGCAACAUCCUCUUUCAGAUCAGGAUUACCCCUCACACCUUGGUAUUUGUUGCCAGAAGGGGGCACCAUUAUGAGUUCCCAGUUUCCUCCCUGUCAGAUGGACACUGGCACAGAGUGGCCCUUAGCAUCUCCUUGAACAGGUUGGCUCUGUAUGUGGACUGCUGCCUGCUGGAGAGCGUUGCCUGGUCUGGUUACUUUGGCAUGGGGGUGGCCACGGAGGGCCUGGUGGUUAUUGGAGGUCUCAUCGAGCCCUUUGAGGUCCCUUUCGAGGGUGCGCUGGGACAGCUGAGCUUCUGGAUGGGAGAUGCUGGAGUUGCAGAUCGAUCCUGUCAAGCCUCUUACAGCACCUGCGGAAGCCUCCUGGACAAAGGAGCUCACCAUGACAGAUCCCACUUCUGGGAGAAGUUUCCCCAAGCUUGGACUCAGGUGCCAAAUGUAACCAAUGAGGUUCACCGAUCCUACACAAAGGGCUCAGAGCUUGCUGAUUCAGAUGUGGCUUUGAAGUCUCCUAUGGUUGAACAAAGAGAUCUUCAGAAGAACCCCAGUACAUUCCCCAGUAGAAGCCCUACAGCUUCAGACAUGGCUUCCAAAAGACCAAAGGAGGAUGGAGAAGAGGAGGGGAUUCUCACUUUCAGAGAAGAGCCCCCAAGCACCACUUACAUGAAAAUGACUAGAUCUAGAAUGCUUGGCUCAGAGAAGAAAGGAAAUACUGAGGGCUCCAUUGCCAACAGUAACUCAUGGCCCUCUUCUGAGCUCCAGGAUCUUCAUGUGAUUAGUGACAAUGGUAUCCCUUUUCGAAGCCCUUCCAAAGAAAGUCAACUGGGUAUCAAGAAAGUGGAUAUCACAAGAGCCCUGGAUAAGAACACUAAAGGAAAGCCGAAGGGGGAGCAGUUCCCAACCACCAUCAUAGACCUUGACAGCCCUCUCACCCUCUUGAAAAUCCCUGAGGAUGGGAAUGAAUUGCCUGAAAACAAACCUAGAGCCUUUCUUCCUAACUCCAGUAGUUUCCGUAGCACCCGCUGGUGCCACAAAAUCACUGAAGACUCCCUCUGGCAUUGUCAAGGGACAUGCCCAUAG